This is a messenger RNA of Solanum verrucosum, 993 nucleotides long. RefSeq lists its product as uncharacterized. NCBI's taxonomy places the organism in Eukaryota, Viridiplantae, Streptophyta, Magnoliopsida, Solanales, Solanaceae. The coding region runs from base 1 to 993 and encodes 330 amino acids. The transcript is spliced from 6 exons. The record is from RefSeq and is a predicted model, not a curated record.
AUGGCACCAGGUGGACUUGUCUUUAAGCAAACUACACUUACAGGGGAAACUAUUCCAGAUACUCAAUCACUGGAUGAAUUAAAUAACCCUGCUCCUCUUGUUAAUACAGAUGCUUCUACUAGAAUCAAGAAUGGUCGUGGCAAGACUAGAGGUAAAGGUCUUGAAAAAAUGAAGAAGGCUAUGAGAAGUAAGAUGAAAAUAGAUAUCCCAGUUGGUAAAGGAAGGCCAACUAAACCAGUUCAAUCGGCAAAAUUAUCCAAUGAGUUGGGGAUAAUUGCUCGAAAUUUUAUUUCGCUUCCAAACAAGUGGAAGGAACUCACAAGAGAGGACAGAGAUGCAGCACUAAUUAGAUGUCAUGAGAGGUUUGAGAUUAAUUUGGACGAGCAUUACGUGAAAGAUAGCUGUGAGGAUAUUCUGAAAAACAGAAGCCGACAAUGGCGCUACAAGUUAAAACAAUUGUUUGAAAGUGCACACUCAGAGGAAGAAGCUCGUAAAAUUGAAGUGCCAGAGUUGACCCCAGAAAAUUGGAAUAGACUUUGUGACAUGUGGAUUGAUCCAAAACAUAAGAAACGAUGCGACAUAAACAAGGUCAAUCGAACUAAGCUUAAAUCUAAUCAUUUCAUGGGAUCAAAAGCAUUUGUAGCGGCUCGUGCUGAACUUGGUGAAAAUGAACCUGAAAAAGUAGAGCCUGACAGAAUCGAGUUCUACAAGCAUACUCAUUACAAGAGUAAGAAAGGAUGGUCAUCUUUAGAGGCUGAGACUAACUAUAACAAUAUGAAAGAUUUGAAAGAUCUAUAUACUUCGGGAGAGGCUUCCAUGACUACUGAUGAAAUUGUGGAUACCUUACUUGGUACAAAGUCGGGGUACAUAAGAGGACUUGGUUAUGGUCCAAAACCUAAUACUACAAGAGCUACACAAAGGAAAACGGCAGAGUUAGAGGACUCCCUCAGAAAAGCGAAACAGGAAGUUGCUAGUGCCCAAAAUAAUUUAUAG